Molecule: messenger RNA, 1050 nt
Organism: Cladophialophora psammophila CBS 110553
Lineage: Eukaryota; Fungi; Ascomycota; Eurotiomycetes; Chaetothyriales; Herpotrichiellaceae
Product: myo-inositol 2-dehydrogenase
Exons: 3
Coding region: 1-1050 (349 amino acids)
Biological process (GO): NADPH regeneration
Cellular component (GO): cytoplasm
Molecular function (GO): oxidoreductase activity; nucleotide binding
Source: RefSeq, a predicted model, not a curated record
AUGCUCAACAUUGCAGUUGCCGGCUUGGGACGAAUGGGCAAACGCCACGUCGCAACGCUGCUCAAUCGCGUCACCCGCGCCCGAGUGGUCGCAGCAUGCAGUAUGGCUCCCCACGAGACAGAAUGGGCCCGCGCCAACAAGGAUUACAUCGACUUCGGCAUCAAGGUGUACGACAGCUAUGAGGAUAUGUUGAACCAUCCAGGCUUGCAAGCCGUCUGGAUCUCGACCAGCACGGACGUUCACGCCAGCCAGACGAUCAAGGCUGUGGAAAAGGGUUUGCAUGUCCUCUGUGAGAAGCCCUUGAGCACGGAUCUAAACGAAGUCUCGGCAGCGAUCGCCGCCGCAAAAUCUCGCCCCGACCUAAAAGUGAUGGCCGGUUUCUCGCGGCGCUUCGACGCAUCGUACCGCGAUGCAUACCAGAAGGUCAAAUCCAACAUCAUCGGUGAUGCAUACCUGGUCCGCAGCAACACGUGCGACCUGCUCGACGAGACGGGGUUCUUCGUCGCUUACGCGAAACGAAACGGCGGCAUCUUUGUCGACUGCACGAUCCACGACAUCGACCUUGCACUGUGGUUCAUGGACAGCCCUGCGCCAAAGUCCUGCUUUGCAGUGGGCACACUGAAGCACCACCCGGAGCUCGCCGAGAGCAACGACGUUGACAACGGGGUCGGCGUUGUCGAGUUCUACGGCGGCAAGAUUGCUUACUUUCACGCCUCGCGCACCCAGGCCCAUGGCCACGACGUCUGCACCGAUAUCAGCGGCACCCAGGGCAAAGUCAUGGUCAACGUGAUCCCCAAGGCGAACAACGUGGUCGUCGCGGACAAAACAGGAAUGCGACACGAGGUGCAGCCGGAAUACUGGCAGAGGUUCGAAGAUGCCUUCGCCACUGAGGCCCAGGAGUUUGUCACGUCCGUGCUCGAGGGCAAGGAGGUGCCGGUGCCGUUGGAGAGCGGCUUCCUGGUUAUGAAGAUCGGGCGGGCGUUGCAGGAGAGUUUGCUGACGGGGAAGGUGGUGAAGUUUGACGAGCAGGGCAGGAGGAUUGACGAGUGA